AUGAAAGCACUUCUCGGUUCUCUAGAUCUUUGGGAUUUAGUUAAAACUGGAUACCAGGAAUACACAGAGCAAGAAGAAGCUGCAUUAAUUAUAGCACGACGAAACGAUUUGAAGAAUUUAAGAAAGAAGGAUAAAAAUGCGCUCUUCUAUCUUUACCAAGCAGUAGACGAGUCGACGUUUGAGAAAAUUGCCGAAGCAACUUCGAGCAAAGCAGCAUGGGAUAUUCUUGCCACCGUUUUUACAGGAGAUGACAAAGUAAAGCGGAUUCGUCUACAAAAACUUCGAGCGGAAUUCGAAGCAAUCCGAAUGAAGGAGUCCGAAAGUGUCGCGGACUAUGUUUCUCGCAUUUUGGUAAUUGCCAACCAAAUGAAGCGAAAUGGAGAAGAACUAAAUGAUGAACGAGUUGUAGAAAAGGUUCUUCGUUCCCUCACAUCAAAGUUUGAGCAUAUUGUUGUCGCCAUAGAAGAGUCAAAAGAUAUCAGUACUCUUUCUAUCGACCAAUUGACAGGAUCGCUCCAAGUGCAUGAGCAAAGACUACAAAAGAUGUCUGAAGAAGAGUCGACUGAGCAGGCUCUCAAGUCAAAAUUGAAACUUGAUAAUAGAAAAGGCAAAAAUCAUGGAGAAAAUAAUUAUAAUAGAUAUAAGAAUCAAAAGAGAUAUCACAAUGACCGACAGAAUAGGAACAACAGUGGUCGCUAUUCACGACAUGAAUAUGGACCAAAAAGAGGCGGACGAAAUAACAAUCGCCCAGGGUCUUAUGGUGGUGCAAGAUCAAAUGUACAAUGCUAUAAUUGUAAAAAAUAUGAUCACUACAGCAAAGAUUGCUGGUAUAAGAAAACUGAAGGACUGAAUCACUACAUCGACAGUUCAAUAGAAGAUGAAGUUGCAGAAACAUCACUGUUACUUGCAAGUCAAGAUGAAGUUAAAGAUCCAGAAUAUGUAUGGUUUCUGGAUUCCGGUGCUUCAAAUCAUAUGUGUGGAAGUAGAGAACUAUUUGUUGAAAUGGAUGAAAAUGUUGAUGGCAAUGUGAAGUUUGAUGAUUCAUCCAAAGUACCUGUUAAAGAAAACAGAAAAAUUAUGUUUACAUCAAAAAAUGGUGAAGAAUUUAUGAUUAACUUGCAGAAUGAACAAGCAAAUUGGUUGAAUAAGAUUCAACAAGAAAGAGAAGAAUUUAAAAGGGAUAUUGAAAUUCAGAGGAAAGAAAUACAGAAUUCUAUUAAUCAAAGGGCGGCGGAAAUUGAGACUUCUUUAAGAGAUAAAGAGGAAGAAUUUGAGCAAAAAAAAGCUAAAGAACUUCAGUAUACAACUUCUCAAAAGGAUAUAAUUAAAAUGCAGCUAGAACAUAUAGCAUCGCAGUUGGAGAUGCUCGCUAGUGAGAGAAAGCAGAUUGCUCUUGAUCGCGAACAGAGGGAGAGAGAAUUAUCUGAAAUCAAAAGCUCCAUUGAAUUGCUUAAUAUUCAAAGGAAAAAGCUGCAGGAGCAAANCAAAGGGAAAAGCUGCAGGAGCAAAGGGAGUUGUUGCACAAAGUGA
Molecule: messenger RNA, 1530 nt
Organism: Ananas comosus (pineapple)
Lineage: Eukaryota; Viridiplantae; Streptophyta; Magnoliopsida; Poales; Bromeliaceae
Exons: 1
Coding region: 1-1530 (509 amino acids)
Molecular function (GO): nucleic acid binding; zinc ion binding
Source: RefSeq, a predicted model, not a curated record